Girardinichthys multiradiatus is the source of this 2902-nucleotide messenger RNA. Its product is annotated as CDK5 and ABL1 enzyme substrate 2-like. Bases 314 to 1852 code for a protein of 512 amino acids. Lineage: Eukaryota; Metazoa; Chordata; Actinopteri; Cyprinodontiformes; Goodeidae. Gene Ontology annotation, biological process: regulation of cell cycle. The transcript has 9 exons. The record is from RefSeq and is a predicted model, not a curated record.
UCAAGUGUUUGGAGUACAAUCUGCAGUUCCUACAGACUAAUAUUUAAUCUAUUUAAAUAAAGGGGCGAAAAUUGGCUUCCAUAUAUUUUAGGUAUUACCUUUACAUUUCCAAAACUCCUCCCUUUAAAGUGCGACAUCCAAUGAAUUACCGGCAGCGAGUUUAUUUCCUGAAGUACCCAAUCACCUACGCUUAUCUCCAAGGUUUAAGACGCAUAAUUGGUUUAACAACCAAUCACUUUAAAGUGGGCGGGUCUAAGGCUCAUUUACCGGUACUGUUUGCUUUUCCGUUCAACAGCUGCAUUUUUAGAGUAGAAUGGCGACCGCUACGUGCGGUUUGCAGUCCAAAGGCAGUAACGGAAAACAGGCGAGAGCUCGUCGAGAACACCGAAGGAAAGAAAAGGACUCUCGCAGGAGACAAGCGGCUAUUUUGUUCCUCAGCAAUAUUUCUCUCGAUGGAAGACCUCAGUGUCAGUCUGCCGCUGGAAAUACUGACCCAAAAGCCGGUGAGGAGACCGGACUCAUUGGCGGAGACGGCUGCGCGGCUCUUGAGCUCCUCCGGACUGAUAGCGAAGGUCCAGUUACAGAAGCCCCAGCGGAACCCGGGAGCGGCUCGUCCUCCAGUUUCCCCGGGGUGCUCAGUCCUGCCCGGCCUCCUUUGGUAACGUCUCCUGGACCGACUGCCGCCAAUUCUGUGGGACCCAACGAUGUAUUUUUAGAGAGCUUCGGCGCAGUGGAGACGCAGUUUCCGGGUACCCCGCUACCUCCUGACACAGCCGGACACCAGCCCUGCUCCCGGGCCAAAUCUACGCCCGCCGUACUUAGCCCGACUCCGGCCGGAAACUGCCUGGAAUCCCGGCAGAGGCAGAGGAACAUUUCUGGUUCUCCUGGACCCAAGGUGCCAAAGAAAGUCCACUUCAUUAAGAGCAUGAGGCCAUAUGAUACAAGAGGAAGCAGGAUCAUGCUGUUCUGUGCCAAGCGGUCGCUUUAUGCUACUUUCUCAGUGCUGCCCUAUGGAGAGAGGGCUCACCUCAGUGAUCCAAAGUUGGACGGUCAGAGACAAAGAUUAUCUUCUGUGGUUGCUGCUGAUCUGCUGCCUUCCCUGGAAGGUGUGGAGCUGGGUGCCAUAGGAAAGACGGUGUCCUACGCUCAGUUCCUGUACCCGACCAAUGCGUUGGUGAGACAGAAAAGCAGCAGUAUGCUGGAGAGCUGCACAGCUCAGACCCCUCAGUGUCGUGUCCGUGCUAACGGGCAAAAAGGCUCCAAUGCUGCUCGCCCGAACAGCGGCACAGCACAAGACCCAUAUAUAGAGGAGGUGGGGGAAUAUGACCCGAACCUGCUCAGUGACCCUCGGUGGCCGUGUGGGAGACAUAAGAGGGUUCUUAUAUUCGCAUCAUAUGUGACGACCAUUAUUGAAUACGUGAAACCAUCCGAUCUGAAGAAGGACAUGAACGAGACCUUCAAGGAGAAGUUUCCUCACAUCAAGCUGACACUGAGCAAGAUUAGAAGCCUGAAGAGGGAGAUGAGGGCCGUGAGCGAAGAGUGCGGUCUGCAGCCGGUCACCAUAGCGAUGGCCUUUGUCUACUUUGAGAAGCUGGUGCUGCAAGGUCGCCUCAACAAGCAGAACAGGAAGCUUGUGACAGUUGCGUGCGUGCUGCUGGCUGCAAAGAUCAGCAGCGAUCUACGGAAACCAGAAGUCAAACAGCUCAUUGAUAAGCUGGAGGAGCGUUUCCGGAUAAACAGACGGGAGCUGAUUCCUCUGGAGGUCUCCGUACUGGUGGCUUUGGAGAUGGGACUGUACCUCCCAGAGAGCAAGGUCAUGCCGCACUACCGCAGACUGGUGCAGCAGGGUUAGACCGGACGUUGUAGUGGAUCAAUCGCUUUUAUAAGCUGUGGUGUUUGAAAUAAAUAAUUCUGGUACGCUUUGUUUUUACUGUGAGGAAAAAGAGAAUUUACAUUCUUUGUCAAUGUCUUUUUGUACGUGAUAAUCCAUUCAUGAGCUCUAUGUUAGAGAUGUUCAAUCAGCACUUUAAUUGUGCUUUUAUUUCGGUUUCUUGUGAUGCAUCUUUUUAAAACACAAUGUUUUUAACUUGUGUUUAAAGGAAUUGGUGGCUGUGAUUUGUGUUUUUUUAGAGGGGGGGAAAAAGAUGUGGCUCUGCACAUUGUUUUUAUUCUACAAACUGUCUUGUAUUUAUUUUAACUGAGAAAAGAAAUACAAAAUUUUGUAAAUGGGUUUCUGACACUGUGACACUGAAGCAUUUUUUAGCUGUGAAAACAUAACUAGGCUGAGAGCUGCCCUUUUAAUUUAAUUUGUCCAUCUUGAUUUAUUGUGUCCUGCAGUGAUCCGGUCUGAUCUACUGACACUGAAAACAAGACAUUAUUCGGGCUCUUGUGGCAGCUCUGAUUCUGGUGUCGGUUGUGCUCCUGUGCUGUUUUACUACUGCGUGGGUCAUGUAAAAGAAACAGGAUUUUUCUGAUGUGUGUGUAUAGUGUUUACUUUCUGUUUGGUGUAAUUACGCAGGGAUUUGUUUUCUGUGGUCAACUAGUUGACUUGUCUUUCAGUUCUCAGGAAUUUUACUUUAAGUAGCUCAUAAAAUCUGACCCAAAGAAGUCGUUCCAUUAUAGGUCAAAUGGAAAAUACCUGAUUGUAGUUUGUGUGCACAUGGAUGGAUUUUAAUGUUGUACUCAGCAGCAGUAUCUUAAAUUUUAUGUAAAUAUGGUGAAAAGUGCCUGAAACCACAGUAUCAGUGAAGAUAUCCAAACAUGUUUUUAGUCUCCACAUUUCUUACUUUUUCCUGCAGCAUCUCUCAAAUGCUGCGUCUCUUGAGAUAAUCAUGACCUGAUUUACAAUCGUAGACUGCGUGAUGGUGAUAAGUGUUCAAAAUAAACAUCCAAAUCUGCAGAA